CGCAGGUGUAAUAUCUGCGGAUUAUCGAAAUUGAUCCAUACUACUUAAGAUAGAGAUCAUUCAGAUUAUCAAAGGUGAAUUGCAUAGUACUGCUGGGAGAAACGACAUUCUUGACUCCUCCCACUUAGACUUUGUAGAAGAGAAGAACAAAAAUCAAACAAAAUGGAGUUCUUUCGUUUCCUUGGCUUGGGUCGUGAGGGUUGCUUCGAGCCGUCGCCCUUUCUGGACCUGUACUUUCACUUGCACGAAGUCAAGGCCAUCGAUGGCGACGAAGAGAGGCAGGUGUCCCUCCUCGUUCGCUCCCACACCGUCCCGGAAGACUGCCGGCGGUUUGUCUUCAAGUACCCCCAGGAACAGUGCCUCUUCCUGCACGAGGUGCCACGUGACGCGGUGCUGCUGUUCCAGGUGUGGCAGUGUGGUAAGGAGAAGCACCAAGGAAAUCGGGUCGUUGCGGAGACCACAUUGAACGUGUCGGACGAAAUCUCCUACAUGCGCUGGCUCUGUCUGAAGCGAUUGUCGCAGCCCAGUAUCGAAGGUGCAAUUAGCAUACGAAAAAAGCAAAAUUUCGGCGUGUUUUUUUGAUUUCUUUGAGUGCUUGAUAGCGCUAGAGAUUCGUCUAAGUUGUAAGUAUACAUGGUCUUGAGCUGGAAAGAUGUUUCUCUGUGCAAAGUAGCUGCUGGGAGUAGAACUGCAUGCAAUUAUUGUAUCAGGGUCCGCCAGUUUAGCCGAACUUGCUACACCGAUACCGAAACACCCCGAGCUGCAGACCGUGGCGUCGAAGAAGGCAUUGGUAGACGAAAAGUGCGGAGAUUUUCCCUCGAAACCUAUCGCAAAAGAACCAACUGCGACCAAGGACUCGGAGACGACGAGCUCGUCCUGGGUGGACACCAGUCUCCUGGCGUGCUUCUCUCUCUUCCCCAGCGACGACGCGAAGACCCACUUUCCGCUGCACCCCCUCGAAACGAACAGCGACUUCCGCGCCCGCGCGUGGCACCCGCUGCUGGAAGCCUGUGAGGUGCAGCACUCGUGGCUCUCCGCGGCCCUGGACGAGGAAGUGAAGCGGUCCAGCAACGUAGUACCUGGCAACAAAACGAUCCAGGGUGAUGCGGACCACGUUCUGGCGGUGACGACAGGCGGAACCACUACGAAAGAAACUGCCGCGGGCUCGCGGUCCAGCAAGAGUGGCAGCAAGGAAAGCACUUCCAGUGCAGCGGUAUCGAUUUGCUUUUUUGUACUGUUAAUGUAGCCAGAGGAAUAAGCUAUCGGAGGGGGUCGCUCAAAAAUACUCCUUGCGUGCGCACUGUACACAACACGGCACCUGCAGCUUGUAGCGUUUUCUAUCGACUUGUAGCUGAUGAAAGAGCUGUUCUGCAGCUUCGUCGUGUUUAAAUACUUGAGCACUCAUCUCUUAAAAACAAAACAACCUCAGGAAUCGAGCGGAAUUGAUGCAACGUCGAGUGCGCGGACGAACAAGGGGGGGAGCAGCAGUGCGUUUCGCCGGGUCAGCACGGUCGCAGAGGAGGCGGAGGCUGCCGCAGAUCAGGCGCUGAAGGACAUCGAGAUCCGGGCCCUGAAGCGGCAGGUCGAGCAACUGAACGAGAAGUUGACGCAGCGGGAACGGGAGCGGGAGAACCUGCAGGAAGAGUUUGAGCUCACUAUUACAAUGAAAAAUGCCCCCUCCCCAUAUCAAAACGGAAAUCUGUGAUGCAAAUUUGUGGUCACAAAUCAGCUUUGUGAUGCUAGAAGGCAAAAGAUGCGGACUGUAGUGCUGUCUAGCGUGGGAAAGCCUUGCAGCUCCAGGAUGGCAGGAGGCAACUGGAAGUGGGAAACAGCAUGACAGAUUACCUGCAAUUUAGGCCGCAGCUUCGUCUCUUGGCCUUCUAGCAAUACAAGUCGAUUUGUGUACUCGAAUACAGCAUCACAAAUUCGCGCAUCUUCCGUUUCCGAUAUGGGGUGGAGGCUUUUUUCACUUUGAUACUCACCCGCUCGUCGAACGCCGGCGUGGUGGGGGGCCUGCGCCGACGACAAGAAACCGAGGCGAUCAAGCACCGCGACGAAGUGGCCCGCCUCGAGCAGCUCGUGGCCAAGAAGGACGCAACCUUGAAGGUAUGUCCCGUUUUUCAUCGCGGUUGUAAGCACUUACUUCCCAGAAGGGGACUUUGUACUUGUAGCUACGAAGGCGAAGACAAAAAUAUCUUGCAAGCCUGUGAAGAUUCAAAGCCGUACGGUUCUCCCCACCCUAGCUCUACGGUAAAAUUAAAUUCCAGCACUUGGGGUAGCGUUAAAGAAAAAUGUUAAAGUACGAGAUUUGCUCAUCUCUGUUCUGAGAAGACUUUUGAUUCUGUGUUGCCCAGGAACUGCUGCGCAAGUCGAAUUUGAAGAUUGACGAGGGUAAUGCGACCAUUUUGAAGCUGAAGGCCGAGCGGGAUCAGCAGGCGAAGCUAGCGGAGGCGCGGGAACAGGAAAAACGCGAGGUGUCUACCAAGCUAAAAGGCCGGGAAACGGAGCUCCAGCACCUGCAUGAGAAGAACUCCGAACUGCUGAAGAUUGUGCAGUCACUGUAUGACAGCUCAGACCAGCAAGGCCUCUCGCUCGACCGGAACAGCAUCGAUGCCUUCCAACGCAAGUGGAGCACAGUUACCACUCCGGCAACCGCAACCAAAAACCAGCAGUUCUAGAGAUCUCAGAUUGAUCAUUGUUGUUCUUUUCAGCACCUUUAUUCCAAGUUGUUACAAUAGAAGAAGAAGACAAAAAGAAUCCAAUACCAAUGUCACUGCAAAUUAAUGUUUGAAGCGAAUGAAUUGCAAGAGUUGUUGAACUUUCACACCUUCCCUGUUCUGUAUGACCCUACACUGAUGGCUGCAUCCGCCGAGGUUGUGGCUUCCAAUCAAAUUUUGGUACGUUACUUCCAUGUACAGUCUCAGGCAGAGUUGCCGCAGGAGAUCAAAGUAAAAGACAGUACUUUAUCUUCCAAGAAUGUACGGAAUGUUGUCAGUGGUGGAACUUUUCCCAAAAUUGAUCUACGCACCGAAUUGUACUUUAAUUUCCUCAAUUGUCGGCUACGAUGCGCUGGACAGAUUUUGCCUCGUGUAAAACACAGUCAUGCGCAGCUAGCAGUAGAGAGCUGCGGAAAAUCCAUCAGGAAGAAGCGAUAUUGGGAUCGCUCCCGAUCCGUGAAUCCGGCACGAUGGAUGCUUUUGUGGGAAACGAUGAGACGCAGGAUAGAUGACCGGAGGAUCUUCCGGGGAUGAGAAUCAAGGGUUUUCUUAACGCGGGA
Amoebophrya sp. A120 is the source of this 3277-nucleotide messenger RNA. The record is from the annotation of a GenBank genome assembly. Lineage: Eukaryota; Dinophyceae; Syndiniales; Amoebophryaceae.